AUGGCUAUUGCAGAAGUUUUUCUGGGCGCGUUUUUAGCUGUGCUAUUCGAGAGAUUGGCCUCUCGCGAGCUGUUGAGCUUUGUUCGCAGCGCCCGAAUUCAUACCCAGGUGAUGACAUUGCUCAAAGUGUUGAGUACUAUUAAAGAGUUGCUCAACGAUGCAGAGACUAAGCAAAUAACUAACGAAACUGUGAAUCUGUGGCUGGAGGAUCUGAGGGAUCUGGCUUACGAUAUGGAUGAUCUUGUGGACGAGAUCGAGACAGAAGCUUUGGCCCAUAAAUUGAAGACGGAGACCGAACCAGCAGCUACCACAGGCAAGGUGAAGGUACUGAACUUCCUAUCUACUUCUUUGACUGAUUUCCGUAGAUCUAUUGAGCUAAAAUUCAAGUUCGGGUCCAAGAUUAAGCAGAUCACUCUCAGAUUACAAGAAAUGGCACAACUGAGAGAUGAUCUGGGUUUGACAGCUACUCCGGAAGCAGGGUCAAGCAAAAGCAGAGAGAGAUUGGAAACAACUUCCUUGGUGGUUGAAUCCCAUGUCUAUGGUCGGGAAAAGGAAAAAAAAGAAAUACUUGAAUUGCCUCCAUGGGAAGCUGUGGUUGAAUGGUCCGUAGAGCAUAAUCCAAAUGCAUUCAGGCCAAAGAUUGUCGGUAGUCCACAGUGCAAAUGCAUGGAUGUUGCAGACAGCUAA
Molecule: messenger RNA, 687 nt
Organism: Ilex paraguariensis (yerba mate)
Lineage: Eukaryota; Viridiplantae; Streptophyta; Magnoliopsida; Aquifoliales; Aquifoliaceae
Source: the annotation of a GenBank genome assembly